This is a messenger RNA of Archocentrus centrarchus (flier cichlid), 2212 nucleotides long. It is a transcript of the gene arfip2b, whose product is annotated as ADP-ribosylation factor interacting protein 2b. The transcript is spliced from 10 exons. Bases 291 to 1457 code for a protein of 388 amino acids. The record is from RefSeq and is a predicted model, not a curated record. Gene Ontology annotation, molecular function: phospholipid binding; protein domain specific binding. Gene Ontology annotation, cellular component: trans-Golgi network membrane. Gene Ontology annotation, biological process: regulation of Arp2/3 complex-mediated actin nucleation; intracellular protein transport. Lineage: Eukaryota; Metazoa; Chordata; Actinopteri; Cichliformes; Cichlidae.
UUCCGUAAAGCUUCCCCCCCCCCGGCUUCAUUAAACAGAAGAUACAGAAUUGUUUACGAAAAGUCCAAAGACCAGAGCAGUCAGAACAAGACUUUUCCAUGCAAUGUCACUGAAAUAUCAUUAAAGAAGAGUAUUCUGUUGUUCCUCGAGGACCGGGCACGGACACAGCAGCCUCCUCCGAGCCGCGCAUGAACUGGGAUGCACCGCCGCUAGCCUGUUACUAGCUUGCGCGUUAGCUUUCCGAACAGCUCCGUUAUUACGACGGGACCAAGCAGACCACACAGUGCAUUAUGACAGACAGCAUUAUGAGUAAAGCUGCCACAAUGGAGAUUCCUAUCAACAGUAACGGUGACACAGGGACACUACCGGAAGACGACAGCCUUGAACAGGCUGCAAAGCUGCAGUGGAGCUUAGAUGAGAAGGUAGGGAGCUCCAGAGGCACCAGGGACCUGCAGCAGGUGAUGGUAUCAGGUCCUAAUCUCAAUGAGACUAGCAUUGUGUCUGGGGGCUACGGAGGAACAGCAGAGGGCAUUAUCCCCACCAGCUCAAUCAAAGAGCUGCGUAUGAAGGCCAGGCGAAGUAGCAGUCCUGCCAUCUGUCACAUAGAAAGCCAAUCACAUAAACAUCAAGGUUCCAACAUGCACCACAGCAGCAGCAGCUCAUCAAUGACAGCCGAGGAAACAACCCGCGGUGUGGCCGUGGAAAAGCUAGAAACCGUGAAGAAAUGGGGUCUCAAUACUUACAAGUGUACAAAGCAAAUGAUCUCAGAGCGUUUCGGUCGGGGUUCCCGGACUGUGGACCUGGAGCUGGAGGCUCAGAUUGAGGUGCUGAGAGACACUAAAAGGAAAUAUGAAAAUGUGCUCCGAUUGGCCAGAGCGCUGACCAACCAUUUCUACAACAUGGUGCAGACGCAGCACGCGCUGGGCGACACCUUUGCUGACCUCAGUCAGAAAUCUCCAGAGCUGCGGGAUGAAUUUGGCUACAAUGCAGAGACUCAGAAAUUGCUGUGUAAGAACGGGGAGACUUUACUCGGUGCCAUUAACUUCUUUGUGUCCAGCAUCAAUACGUUAGUCAACAAGACUAUGGAGGACACCCUGAUGACCAUCAAGAUGUAUGAAAAUGCAAGACUAGAGUUUGAUGCCUACCGGUCAGACCUUGAGGAACUGAGUAUGGGUCCAAGGGAUGCUGUAGCCAUGGCCCGUAUAGAAGCCGCUCAGCAGCAGUACCAAGUCCAUAAGGAAAAGUAUGAACGUCUUCGCUCGGAUGUUGCCAUUAAGCUCAAGUUUCUCGAGGAGAAUAAGGUGAAGGUGAUGCAUAAGCAGCUCCUUCUCUUUCAUAAUGCCAUAUCAGCAUAUUUUGCUGGCAACCAGCAGCAGCUGGAGCAAACGCUGAAGCAGUUCAACAUAAAGUUGAAGCCCCCAGGAGAUGACAAGCCCUCCUGGUUAGAAGAGCAAUGAGAGGCCGUCGCCGGACCUCCUGCAGCCUCCUUCUCAACCAACAACUCCACCUGUUACCUGUUGAAACCCCCAAAUUAACAGAGGACCACUACAGAGAGAAAUGCGAAGAAAUAACUGGUUGGAUGAAGAUACGAGAUAGGUGUAUGGCGGGAUGUUUGGACAGAUGAAUAACAGGGUAUUAGUCAUGAAUGGGCUAAAUGCAGCAGGAAACCAAGUGGCCAGUUUCAUGGACAGAGGGCUUUUAGUGCCUCUUUUCCCAAUUUCCCUUUUUUUCACUUUAACCUCUCUUUGUGCUUUGUUCCCUGAAACUCCUUUAACCGUUCCCUCCAGCUCUUAUACUUGACUCAGUCCCAACCUAUCUCAACACUAUUUUGCUGUGUGAACUUGUUAAUGUUUAUGGCCAUCAUUGUACUCCUCAAGUGCUCCCAGUUAAACUUAAACCACACACACACAGAGACACACAUAUCUUGGUAACAAAGACAGAUGAGAAGAGUUUAAAAAAAAAAAAAAAAAAAAAUGAAAGCACACACAGAUAUAAGGAAACACCACUUCAAAACUCCCAGACCUUCUCCCUCUCCUACUGUGCCUCCUUAUAUAUGAGCUGAUCAGUUUAAUGAAAACGUGGCCUGAAGGAAGAAAGAAAAGUCCAGAAAAAUAUUUUCAACUGUACAUGAAAUGGUUUCAGUUUGGUACGCUGGAAUGUUCAGAACAAUCAAAUCGUUGUACAUUUCCAAUUUAAGUACUGUUUUUUUUUU